GCCCCAUCCACUCCUAAUCCAACCCACCAACCAAUCUGCCAAUUUCUUUUCCUGCGCGUUCCCGAUCUUCGUCCCCAAUUCAACUCUUCCCACUGUCCUACCGCAGCAAUAUCUGCGUCAACGCCAACGAACUCACACGGUGACCACCAAGCACGAUCGCAGACCCCUCACCACCGCGCGGUCGCCGCGGGCGUCGUCGUCAACGGAAACUCGAGCGCGCUGAACACCCCGCGCACGGGUCCGACGACUACCCCGGCCACCCCGGUGACCAUGCCGACCAACGAGAUCGCUCCCCCCGGAUCUCUCCGCUCGCCUCCCGAGGCUAUCUACGCGACCUUCGACGAGCUGAUCGGAUCAAUUCAGCGUCUUGCUAAGGACCAAGGCUACGGGAUUGUGAAGCUCCGCGCUAGCAAUUACCGCGAUCACAAGCCGACGCGUUACGACCUAGUGUGCGAUCGAGGCGGCGUGAAGUACAACAGCACUGCGAAGAAGCGUAACCCAAGCACCAGAAAGGUGGAUUGCCCCUGGCGCGCUAAGGCUGUCUGUGAGGUUCAGUUGCAAAACCAGUGGCGUUUCCAGGUGCAGUGCGACCAUCAUAACCACGAACCUCGACUCCAGAGCGGCAAUCCCGGGCAAGAGAAUACCCCUACCGCGCAGAGCAUCCGAAGCUUCACCAACAAGCUGGAUCGGAUGAAUCACGAACUCUUGCAGGCUAUGGAGCGUCUCGAGCAGCACAUGGACCGCAUCGAGAAGAAGGUCGACGGCAUGGAUGCGCACCUCCACACUGUGGACAAUCGCUUGGCCAACCUCGAAUCUCGCGGGACCGGCUUGGACGUCCCGAUGGAUAACAUGGAGAUGGGCGGUCCCAUGAUGGAUGGACCCCUCGAUCGCAUGUAAUCCUCGCGAACUCGACGAGGAUGGGACGGAAACCGAUGCCAGGGCUGAUGCCAGAGUGAUUACUUCAGCCCGACGGGUGACGAUCGGUUUCGUGAUGGGAGGGGAGAAAGAUACAGACGCUUUUUUCUAUUAGGUUAGGCAUUGGCGUUUAUAGGAAAGGGCUUAAUUUGCGAAUGACCUGCAUUGCGAUGCGAUGUAUUGUUUUGGUGGCACUUUUGACUGUGACGGCGAGGAAAAAGUAGUUCCUGGUUUCUACGUUCUGGCUAUCCAUUCUGGCGUUGGCAAGUGAGCAGUAAAUUACUAAUUCCUUUAAGGCGGCUCGAGGCUUUCGGUAAAUGCGAAAUACGGCGAGGGGAAACUUGACUUCAUCACAUUUACCACAACCACAACCACCCCCCUUUCGCGUCUAGAGGCGUCUGGUAUUCAACGGUGUUUUUUUUCUUUCGACUCGACACACUCGGUCCGCAUCAGAUUUUCAAUUUGCAUUUUUUGUUUCGGUCGAUUUCGUCAGAAGCUAUCCGUCUAUUUAAUAUAAAAUGAGACGAUGGAAGUCAGGGUCAAUACUGCUUAUUAUCAGACGUCGUAGUUCACCUAACCUCGCCGUCUUCGGGAGGUUGUGAUACUACCUAGAUACCACAACAACGCUUUCUACAAGAGCCAUAACAAAAUGUAUAUGUUCUAUUCAAGAUAUCACGUUUCC
This is a messenger RNA of Annulohypoxylon maeteangense, 1597 nucleotides long. RefSeq lists its product as uncharacterized. Bases 271 to 897 code for a protein of 208 amino acids. Lineage: Eukaryota; Fungi; Ascomycota; Sordariomycetes; Xylariales; Hypoxylaceae. The record is from RefSeq and is a predicted model, not a curated record. The transcript is spliced from 2 exons.